UUUAUUCAAAUGAUUGUGUAGACCGCUAGAAAUGAUUCUUCAAAUGGGUCCACGCUGGCUUAAUCGUUAUGGUGAUGAUGACAAUUGUGGGCCCUGCAAAGGAUGUUAUGCGCGCAGCCAUUAAAGUUUUUACCCUACAAAAAUGCUCCCGCUAUCAUUUUUAUCUUCAUUCAAGACGUUGCAAUUCAUAAUUUAAGUGAUUUCGCUUUGCUAUUCCUCGUCUCUGCCUUCAGCUGGAAGAGGAGAAUUCACGAAUCACACAUUUUUUUUUAUUUCUUUCGGUUGCUGGUCGUGGGUUCGAAUCUCCUCAUGCGAUUGUAACUGGCCAAAUUUAACUCCUUCCAAUUUGAGCGAAAUCAGGUUCUAAGUGCGGCUCUUUCCAGCGGGUUCGGUCUCGUAUGUUUUAGCGGAAGAGGAUCUUUAAUUAGGGCUAUAAGGGCAACUAGGGUUGUAAGGAGAGAAAAAAAAUAGGACAUUAUUGUGUCUUGAAUUUGGAGUCGGGACAAACUGGAUUUAUUGGUUGUCCGUUAGUUUUGGAGGACUUGGCGGUGAAGUUUGGACGGAUCAGGGAGUGGUUUGUUUUCUGGCCCUGGAUCUGGCCAAGAACGGGGUGUUUUAACUGCCUGAGCUUAGCGGGGUUUGAAAAUUUGCCGAUUCUAGAGGAUAUUUUAUGUGGGCGUUGAUUUGGAGAAGCAGAAGAGGGUUUUGAUCGAUUGGUUAAUUUGUUGUAUUUUGCCACGAUUCAAGAAAAUAGGGAAUAACUUGUUUCUGAAGGCUGUUUUUUAAGAGAGGAUGACAGAGGUUGUGCUUCACAUCUAUGAUGUGACAAAUAGCGCAUCGGCCAAGACAAACAAUGUCAUCAUGCAGUUGAAUAAGAUUAUGAAGGAUGGUAUUGGUAUUGGGGGCAUCUUUCACAGUGCUGUGCAGAUUUAUGAUCUGGAAUGGUCCUUUGGAUACUGUGAAAAUGGAACUGGGGUUUUCAGUUGCCAUCCUAAGCAAAACCCUAUGUAUACUUAUCGUGAAAGCAUAAGCCUUGGAAAAACUAGUUUGUCAGCCCAUUCAGUAACUCAGAUUUUGACAAAACUGAGCAGUGAAUGGCCUGGUUAUGACUAUGAUUUAUUAUCAAAGAAUUGUAACCAUUUCUGUGACAAGUUCUGUGAACAACUGGGUGUACAAAAACUUCCAGCUUGGGUUAACCGUUUUGCAAAUGCGGGUGAUGCUGCUAUUGAGGUUGCUGAAAAUACUGCAGUGAGAUUUAGGCAGGCAAAAGCAGAAAUUGUAUCUGCAAGCAGAGUUGCAUAUCGUUUUCUUCUUGGAGGCACAUCUACAUCAGUUGCUGAGGGCCAAGGAUCUGUUCAAGGUGCAAGAUCUGCCAAUGGAGGCAAUAGCAUGUUCCAGGCCUCCUGGCUAAAAAAUCUAAGUGGUUUGAAAUCUUCACAAAAUGCACCCACUGGUGAUCACGUUCAAGUUGAAAUCUUUUAAAACAAAUAGUGGACUAGCCACGCUUGUUGCCUACUGGGUGCUUUUUCGGGCUGCUACUGGAUGAAGGAACAAUUGAAGGUUUAAGAUUGUAACGGGAGGCACAUAUGUAAGCUUGUAAGAUACUACCCUGGUAAUUUAUGUUCAGGAUUUGUCAAUCAAUAGGUUUCUGAUUCAUUUUGGAGGGCGUUCCGUUUACCGUUUCACUGAGAUGUUACAAGUAUAGCUUUUGUGUGGACAGGUGUUAUUAAGGUUGUACAUUGUCAUAAUUCAUACAUGGCCAUGAUUUGCCAAAUUGAUUCCUUAUAACCGUGUAAUCAUUUAUGGAAAUUUCUCGUAAUUGCUCGUAGAAAUGUCAAAAUAUAUUAGCAGCAAUGGGAAACUUUAUUCACAUGUUUUGAUUCAUCUUAUUUGGUGUAAGAUUUUGCACGGUUACAUUGGCAGAGGUGUUUUAAUGCAAAAUCUCAUUUGCCCUUCAGCAAAAUGUAUCAUGAAUUUGGUUGUCAAUAUAUUGUUUUUUGUGUGUAUUUAAAAGAAA
Cryptomeria japonica (Japanese cedar) is the source of this 2017-nucleotide messenger RNA. RefSeq names its product deSI-like protein At4g17486. Gene Ontology annotation, molecular function: deubiquitinase activity. The transcript has 5 exons. NCBI's taxonomy places the organism in Eukaryota, Viridiplantae, Streptophyta, Pinopsida, Cupressales, Cupressaceae. Bases 793 to 1482 code for a protein of 229 amino acids. The record is from RefSeq and is a predicted model, not a curated record. Gene Ontology annotation, biological process: protein deubiquitination.